Messenger RNA from Exophiala dermatitidis NIH/UT8656, 1054 nucleotides. RefSeq lists its product as uncharacterized. The coding region runs from base 345 to 662 and encodes 105 amino acids. NCBI's taxonomy places the organism in Eukaryota, Fungi, Ascomycota, Eurotiomycetes, Chaetothyriales, Herpotrichiellaceae. The record is from RefSeq and is a predicted model, not a curated record. The transcript has a single exon.
CUUUGACCAGCAUUCGUCCCUUGUUGCAGGCCUACCUAAGUCAUCUGAGUCGUGGACGCUGUUGAGCCUGGAGAGAUCAACUCCUGAUGACUGCCGGCGUCUGAGAAGUUGGCUCGACAUCGACGCCCCUUCACGCAAAAAGUUAUCAUCAAGAACGCCCCUUCCAGCCAUGCGUAAUUGAGUGAUUCGACUUUGAUACUUGACCAGGUUUGUACUCUCUUCUGUCUUUAUUCUCUGUAUGCGUUCAAAAGACCAGUCUUGUGCGACGAACCCUACCAAGACUUGGCUAGUGGUCUCAAACCUCCUAAUAUCGCAAAAUCGCAGAAUACGAGUAUGGAGUAGGGAUGAGAUGUCGUUCUUCCGCGCUCUCAUUGACACAAUCGCUCAAUGUGCCUUCAUCGAUACGUUUUCGGAUCCCACGCGUUUAUAUACGGGCCGUCUGCACUGGUAGCUGGGACUGUACAGAUUCAUUUCGUUCGACUACAAGGCAUCUAGGAUGUUUCCAUCGAGCGACACCACAUCUGGUCAACCUGGCAUGGGAAGCCGUUGGAAGUGGAUAUCCAAGGACUCUGAGGAUGUCCCAAGCCUUGCCACAACUCGACUACCUGGAGCUUGAUAUCCUAGGACAUCUUGCAUUGCUUCGGACGUAUGUCAAGGCCUGAUUCGAGACGUUCUGGCGAUUCAUACCAGUUAUGCGACGUUAAUUGUCUAGACGGAGACAAACCUCAGAUCCGGAGUCCCUGAUGACGCCUUACCGUUCCGUUGUUGAUGAUGAUGAUGAGUUCAAUUGAGGCGUCCCAGCUGCCAAUAUGCAACUACGCACCUAUAGAUAUCUAUCUAUAUACUGUAGCAGUCUCGCUCUGCCGCGCGGUAUAGUUGUUGCCCUAAGGCGCUGUUGUUCUCCCCUUAAGUUUUGUCGAGCAGACUUACUCUGAUCCUUGUGCAAUAGAUUGAACUGUAUGCUACCGAAAGCACCUAAUAAUGAGAACAACGACAUCGGUCUUAUUGUCCGCCAUCUGGAAACCUCAGUAUAUGUCUCCACACAGGCUCUCUC